GGAAAACAGCAUACUGGAGAAACACCUUCUAACUCCAAGCUUUGUGACAAAAAUAGCUGAGUUUGGUAAUUUGAAAGCACAUAAAUUAGAAGAUAUACUGGGGAAUCAAUUUGUAGCUAAACAUUUUAAAACACACCUGUAUUAAAAAUCACUUUAUACUCACUACAUUGUAUAAUUUUACAAACAAUAACAUAAUAAUUCAAGUAGAUAAGUGCUCUCCUCAUUAUGCUAGGCCUGUGUUGAGGUUUGGUAUGUCUUAUUAAGGUACCUAUAUACAAAUAUUCAAUCCAUAAAAUACAGUAAUUAUGGGAUCCUUGUACAAAACCAAAAUACCUACUAAUAAUCUGAUAAUUUGCUUAGAAUUUUUGAACUUAUUCAAAUAUUUUAAAAAGUCACAUCAAUUUCCAUUGAAGGAAAACUUCAUCUGAAAAUAUCUCUCACAAUCAACUUGCCGAUCUUGGGCAGAACUUAGGCAUCUUAUCUUGAGGCGAAACUUAACUUGCAAUACAACAUAUGUAUACCUCAGCUGAGUCUGUGUACCAAGUUUGAACAUUUUCUGCCAAUUAGUUCUUGAAGAAGAUGAGCAGGAGGCUGAACGAUGUGCAGUGAAGAGUGAACCAGAGAUGUGGUCUUCAAACUGCAGCACAUCUGGCCGAGACGAUGCAACAGAAGUGGGUGGACUGAAUGAGCAUUCAAUCUCUCCAGUGGAAAAGUGCACUGAGUCAUCUGUGACUGGCAAAAAGAUCAAGCUCUACAGCUGUGCUCACUGUAGCUUUAAGACACCAUGGUUUAGUAAUUUGAAGAGACACAUUCGAAAACACACUGGAGAAAAACCUUUCAGCUGCGGUUUUUGUGACUUCAAAAGUGCUGAUUCUGAUCAUCUGAAAUAUCAUAUCACAACACAUACUGGAGAAAAACCUUUCAGCUGCGAGUUUUGUGACUACAAAAGUGCCAGAUUAGGUCAUUUGAAAGUACAUAUUAUCAGAAUACAUACAGCAGAAAAACCUUUCAGCUGCAAGUUAUGUGACUUCAAAAGUGCUCUGUCAGGUGAUUUGAAAAGACAUAUCAGAACUCAUACAGCAGAAAAACCUUUCAGUUGCGAGUUUUGUGACUACAAAAGUGCUGGGUUAAGUUAUUUAAAAGAACAUAUCAGAACACAUACUGGAGAAAAACCUUUCAGCUGCAAGUUAUGUGACUUCAAAAGUGCUCAGUCAGGUGAUUUGAAAAGACAUAUCAGAACUCAUACAGCAGAAAAACCUUUCAGUUGCGAGUUUUGUGACUACAAAAGUGCUAGGUUAAGUAAUUUAAAAGAACAUAUCAGAACACAUACUGGAGAAAAACCUUUCAGCUGCAAGUUUUGUGACCACAAGAGUGCUGGGUUAGGUAAUUUGAAAAAACAUACUACCAGAACACAUACAGGAGAAACAACUCCUAGCUAAGCAUUUAUAAUGUUCACCUUGUCAAAAUCCAGCCCACGUUGAAGCAUCAUGUGUCAAGAUCCUGCUCCAUGGCGGGGGACACGAAAAUAUAUAAUUAUUGACUUUGAGUCAUGAGACAAUAAACAAAGAUUAUAAUCUUUCAA
Messenger RNA from Nilaparvata lugens (brown planthopper), 1582 nucleotides. Its product is annotated as gastrula zinc finger protein XlCGF17.1-like. The coding region runs from base 624 to 1439 and encodes 271 amino acids. The record is from RefSeq and is a predicted model, not a curated record. The transcript has 2 exons. Gene Ontology annotation, cellular component: nucleus. Gene Ontology annotation, biological process: regulation of transcription by RNA polymerase II. NCBI's taxonomy places the organism in Eukaryota, Metazoa, Arthropoda, Insecta, Hemiptera, Delphacidae. Gene Ontology annotation, molecular function: DNA-binding transcription factor activity, RNA polymerase II-specific; RNA polymerase II cis-regulatory region sequence-specific DNA binding.